Messenger RNA from Polistes dominula (European paper wasp), 555 nucleotides. RefSeq lists its product as uncharacterized. Lineage: Eukaryota; Metazoa; Arthropoda; Insecta; Hymenoptera; Vespidae. The record is from RefSeq and is a predicted model, not a curated record.
CCGGGCACAAUGGUUCAAGGACUGAGCGCCCUGGAUAACAAAUUACACGAAAAAAAAAAAAGGCUUGAACAGGUUGAUCCUACCUCCCUAGACUUAGAUGAAAAUCCACUUCUAUUUAUCAGGGGUUGGAACUAUCAAAAAUGUCUGGCUAAUGAGGAAACAUCAUCUAAUUAUUACUCAAGUAUUAUAUAUAAAAAUCAGCUUUUAUACUAUAACAUCGAUAUUUUACACAACUUUAGUACCGUUUACCUGCCAAAGCCACGGUAACUCAAACUUCAUAAUGUUCUUACAUGUCGUUGUCAUCGUUCUUACCUGUGUUGGGAGCAUGCGCUGAUAAACUUUCAGCUUUUAUCAAAUAACGAAGGUCUGGGAUUCACGGACUCUUGUUCUAUGUCAUGUAACAAGGCUUCUCAAUCUUUUCCACUUACUGACCCCCUUUUAUGUGAAACAAAUAUUUUCACGACCUUGAGAAUAUGGACUUUAUAUUAUGUUCAUUUUCAUUAUCAUUAACCUAAAUACAUACCAUAAGUGUUACAUUAUCAAACUGGUUUAGAA